This is a messenger RNA of Choloepus didactylus (southern two-toed sloth), 1395 nucleotides long. RefSeq lists its product as uncharacterized. The record is from RefSeq and is a predicted model, not a curated record. The coding region runs from base 1 to 780 and encodes 259 amino acids. The transcript is spliced from 4 exons. NCBI's taxonomy places the organism in Eukaryota, Metazoa, Chordata, Mammalia, Pilosa, Megalonychidae.
AUGGCGGCUUUUGCUCUUACAUAUUUUUGUUGCGAGGUUUCGAGCGAAAAGCGAACCGCGCAGGGGAGGACCUCUGCCCAAGGAGGUUCAGAAGAGCAAAGUGUGCGCUUCGGCGCCGGGCCGCUGGAAUUGUGGACGCGGGAGCGUGUCGCUCCGGCCGGAGAGGCUGGGGCAGCCGGUUCCCCGCGCAGGGCGAGCCCCGGGCGGCAAGAGGGGAGGGCACAGGGGGCGGACCUGGUCAGCUCAGGGGACUUACCUGGUCAUGUUGGCUCUGGGCAGCCGCCGCCACCGCCUCCCGCGCCGCCACCAGCACUUUCCUCCAGCGCCUUCGCGCCCCGCCACGGCCGCGCCGCCUGCGCCUGCCCGCGCUGCCGCCUCCGGACGGCCAAUUUAAUCCCGCGGAGCAGCGGCCACCGCCGCGGGAGCCCCCCUGGUCGCCGUCGCCGUUCGGCCCUCGUGCGGCCAGCCCAGUCCAGAGCGAGGAAGUGGAGGAGAGUCAGCGACUUUGUUCCUGAUCCAUGCAAGAAGAUGAAACAACCUAGUACUAUACCCGUUUUUUACCUCAAGAAGCACAAAAGGAAAUCUAGUCCGACAGAUAUUCUUCCUUGCCUUCUCCUUGACAAACAACCAAUGGCCAGUCAUCUAGAAGCUGAAAAGACCAAUCAACACCCAUCCUUUUUAAUUUUUUCCCCUCCAUCAGAGGGACCACCUGCCUGGAUAGGCAGAACUGCCCAAAUCCACCAUCAGGAGAAGCAAGGAAAUAAAGAUCUUUGGCUGUAGCCAGUGUGUGAUUCAUGUCGGCACCAGCAUUCUGAGGUACCACUGAGAAGAAAUGUACUCACUGCAAGAUGGCAGCCUGUGGAAAUCAGUAGCAACGCAAUCAAUCAACACCAAGGGCCAAAAGCUCUUCCUUCCAUUUCUGUGACAGAACAAACUGCUAAAGAGACUACUGUUAAGUCUGUUCAUAGCUCUAACAAAAACUGAAAAGUUUAUAACAAGUGGUACCACUUGUGCUUAUGUCUCAGCCUAGCCAAAAUAAUUUCCCCUCCUGGGUCUUCUACCGUGGCAAAGGGUGAGGAAUUUGACAGUGAGACUAUGAAGAGGAUGAAGGUUCCAACAUGGAACCUGUAGAGUGAGCAGAUUAUCAUCAUCUGUGCUAGCAGAGGUAUCAGCGAGACUGUCUCCUUUACUCUGGAACAACUGUGUGAUAUGAUCUCCCAUCCACUAUCAAAAAGGCUCUGUCUUCAGGAAAACAAAGACUUCUCUGCUCAGUGUUCACUCACAUGAUUGAGUUUUCUUGUUAACAAUGUCAUAUUAUUACUGGUGACCUUUGUAUAGCUCUGGAUAUGGAGGCUAUAUUAAAAACACAAUAAAGAGAGCAGCUUGUUUAUAAAA